CCUAGUAGCAGUUGUACUACAAUAGCCGCUCACAUCAAUUACAUGGUUUUUAUUUAUUUAUUUGUUUAUUAACUUAAGUUAACAAGGUUUUCACUGAGUGUUUUUUCUCCGGCUUUAACGUUAACUGAUUCACUUUUAGAGUUCCACUUUGGUUAUUAGUGGACGCUGAAUUUGAUGUGCAAAGGGAAGAAAUAAGGAACUUGCUCUAGUUUCAAACAGACCGCUUUAACUAAAUACAAGCAAACGUUACUUGUGACAGUCAGUUCAAGCAACAAACAUGGCGGAAGUGGGUCAGCCUGAAUCAGAGCAGAAUGAAAGCAAGAUCGAAGAGACGAGACAAAGGUUCAAGAGUGAAUAUGUUCAAGAUUCGUCAGACAAAUAUGAUUCCAGAGAUGUGGAGCGACUCAUGAAGGAUGAUAGUUGGGUUGAAGCCUAUUUGACAUGGCGACAGAAUGUUGUAGACGACGCACUGAAAAUGAUUGAUGAAAGUUUUCAGUGGCGAAAAGAAUACACCCUGAAUGACCUCACGGAAAGUAGUGUUCCCAAGUGGAUGUUUGAGAGUGGUGCUGUCUUCCUCCAUGGCUAUGACAAAGAGGGCAACAAACUGUUCUGGUUCAAGGUCAAGCUUCAUGUGAAAGAUGCAAAGACAUUCCAGGAUAAGAAGAAGUAUGUGGCCUUCUGGCUGGAGCGCUAUGCCAAGCGUGAGCCAGGGAUGCCUCUUACUGUGGUGUUCGACAUGACGGAGUCAGGCCUUAGCAACAUUGAUAUGGAGUUUGUGAAAUAUAUCAUUAAUUGCUUCAAAGUAUUCUACCCAAAAUUCCUCUCCAAGAUGAUCAUGUACGAGAUGCCUUGGAUCAUGAAUGCUGCCUGGAAGAUUGUGAAGACAUGGCUUGGACCAGAGGCUAUCAGCAAACUGAAGUUUGUUAACAAAAGUGAGAUGCAGACCUACAUCAGCCCAGAACACCUUCCCCCGCACAUGGGAGGAACGGAUUCCUUCCAGUACACCUAUCCUCCCCUGCCUGACGAUGACUUCCAGUCUCCUGUCUCUGAGAACGGACCAAUUGUCAGCGAGGAUGAGAGUGAGUGUAAGGACCCAGAAGUGGACUGUAAGGAGAGCUUGGAGUCCAGCUACAGCUCAGAGGUGGUCGCCAAGCCCAGAAAGGUGAAUUUCUCUGAGGACAGCUUGAAGCCUGAUGAACUGGACAAAGGGGAUGGGUAUGGUCGACUGAAAGGAAUUCGGAAGCCUCUGACCACAUUUAAAGGCACACUACUGCAUAUCAGUCCAGCGGAAGAAUUGAGCUUUGGCUCCAAAGAAUCUGAGAAGAAAUGCCUCAUUAUCCUCAACAACAUUACGAAAACCCAGGUGGCUUUCAAGGUUCGGACUACAGCACCAGAGAAAUACCGCGUGAAGCCCAGCAACAGUAGCUGUGAACCCGGAGCCUCCAUGGAUAUCGUGGUGUCCUUGCAUGGAGGUUUCCAGGCGUCACCACAGGACCGGUUCCUGGUCAUGGCCGCUGAGAUGGAGCAGAGCGCCGGGACUGGUUCCCCAGAGCUCGCCCAGUUCUGGAAGGAGGUUCCUAAAGCCAAAGUAAUGGAGCACAGACUGCGCUGUCAUGUUCUGGAGAGUGUUAAACCAAUCCUCAGCUCAGCAAGUGAGAGUCCACUGGCUUCAGGCACCAAUGGGCAUCAGGACCUCCAAACUACACUCGUACGGCUCAUGGCCAUUAAUUCCAGGCUGGAGCAGAAGCUGGACUCGUGUCUCUCGACCCAGAGGCUUCUGACGGUCCUGGUUUCGGUCCUGAUGGCUUUCAGCUUCUCCACCAUGUACUUAAUAUGGACCUCCUAUUCUUAGCCUCUUCAGACUCCUCUUUUUGACCCUACUCAUAGAAUCCUUUGGCCACUUCUUUGACCAAAGGAAACUUCUUAUGAAACACAAUGACCAAAACAAGAAAAGGUUUUUCCAUGGAGAAACUUUCCCACUGUUGCGAGUGAAUCAUGUGGGACUCAUGUGGUAAUCAUGUGGUCAGGAUCUGCUCUCUCAGAGAACUGUGUUUGAGAUGAACAAAGGUGUAAGAGCCAUAGAGGAUGACCAUGUGGUUUCAAAAUGUAGGUAUUUUUAUUACUCAUGAUGAAAUAAAUAUAUAAUUUAUACUAGAUGUCCUAUAGAUAAUGUGGAGAUUAACUUUAACUGAUUAUGUGUACAGUAUGUCAUUAUAAUAUACUGUGUAUAUGCAACAUCAAAACAAUUAAACAGUUUUGUUACAUCUGUAA
This is a messenger RNA of Alosa alosa (allis shad), 2271 nucleotides long. RefSeq names its product motile sperm domain containing 2 (gene mospd2). NCBI's taxonomy places the organism in Eukaryota, Metazoa, Chordata, Actinopteri, Clupeiformes, Clupeidae. The coding region runs from base 278 to 1852 and encodes 524 amino acids. The record is from RefSeq and is a predicted model, not a curated record. The transcript has 15 exons.